Phytomonas sp. EM1 is the source of this 894-nucleotide messenger RNA. The record is from the annotation of a GenBank genome assembly. Lineage: Eukaryota; Euglenozoa; Kinetoplastea; Trypanosomatida; Trypanosomatidae.
GAUUAACUUGCAUAUUAUCAACGAUGAAUAAGGCUCUAAUUUUUUGUUUCCUUUUAGUAACAAUGGUCUGUAUGACCUGUGGUGCCACUCUCACCAAAGAACACUUCAAAGCCAUGAAAAUGAAAGAAUUACGUGAAUUUUUAAGUGACCGCGGCUUGAAAUGUGUUGGGUGUCAAGAAAAAGAUGACUUCAUUAAAAUUGCCUUUGAAAAUCGUGAUAAAAAGCCUGUCACAGGGGUAGAGAAGCGUGAAAUACCCAAUACAAGUCUUUGGGAAGCUUGGGGUGCCGUAACGAAGGAAAAGUGCAUAGAAACCGUUGGAAAACGAGGGGAAGAUACUACGAGUGAGCCUUACGCUUCAGUAUGCUCGACUCUAGGAUUGGCUGUCGAAUCAUUUCUUAUGCAGCACGGAAAGAGCUUGUCGCAAAAGCUGAAGAAGCGGCCAGAAUUAAUUUUGAAAACCUCUUACACGGGUGUGUACUACAAUGCGGGAAAUCACAUUUUCGAAAAACUUAUCAAUUAUUGUCUUACACCUUCCAUUCGUAACAAAUGCUCAUCUCUCACGUUUGUAAUGGACAUCAUAGAGAAUAGUAAGGCCGCUGAUUUUAAAAACUGGAUUAUGAAUGUUGGCAUCGAAAACACUAACCCGAUGUACGAAGUGCUGAGCCAUCGCAGUGAUCUUUGAGCAUUAAAAACUUUCAUGUGAAUAUUGAUUUGUGUUUAAAUUUAACUGGCUGGGUUAUUGUCAUUCUUGAGGAAUAAUAUUGUAUCAGCAAUACUUUGUGUAUUAAAUCUGGCAGCGAUACACAUAUUUGUGAAAUUUCUUUCCUGGGCUUAAUAAAAUAAUCAUACUUAAGGCUAAAAUAAAUCCCCGAUAAAAUAGUACCAACAAAAAA